Oryzias melastigma (Indian medaka) is the source of this 2896-nucleotide messenger RNA. RefSeq names its product putative cell agglutination protein SPAPB2C8.01. The transcript is spliced from 12 exons. The coding region runs from base 849 to 2609 and encodes 586 amino acids. Lineage: Eukaryota; Metazoa; Chordata; Actinopteri; Beloniformes; Adrianichthyidae. The record is from RefSeq and is a predicted model, not a curated record. Gene Ontology annotation, biological process: regulation of glutamate receptor signaling pathway.
UUGUUUCCUUUAAAUUAAGUGUUGUAUUUUGUUGUUGACUUAGACUACGAGGAUAUCUAACAAAAACUGUGUGCUGCUGAUCAUACUUUCCUGCUCCUUAGCAUCUGCCAAAAUUUAAGUGGUCAAAUUUGUAACUUUGAGCUUUCGGGACUGUCAAGUGUUUACAACGCCUUUGUCUCAUCACUGUUGAUCCCAGUCAUUAAAGAUUACGCCGUAAGACAUAAUCAUGAGAACAUUUUGUCUGAGGACAAAUAUGUGAACAAGUACUGAAUUCAAGUUUUCCAAUGCAAAGGUAAUGAUGACUUUGCAUAUUUGUGUGCCACCAACAGUGAUGAUUAAAUGGAGCGGAAGUCAGCGGACUGACCAUUAAUGCUUUUGCCAGAGUAGUGACGAAGACAAAAUUUGCAUUUUGAACCUCAUAUUUCUGUAGUUAACCAAAAACAAGCGUAGAUGAGUUCGGCAAAAAAAUCCUUUAAUUUUUCAAUUUUUUUCUCCAUAAACAGGUGCCAGUGAAUAAAAGCCUUCCGAGAAGAAGGUCAUUUGAAAAAUUCACCACCACUUUAUUUUUAUUUUUGGAUUAUCCUUAUUCUAGUCAUCUCUGAAAAUGGGCAGCAAUACAGAUGUUACAUCUUGUUUGUAUGCUAAUAUUUGAAACUUAUACUUUUUUUUAACUUUUCAAUUUUUUCUAUACAUAGCAGUUUUACCCCACCAAUAAAUGCUCAUUUUUGUUUUUCAAGUGAACAUUUUACACAAAUGUACAGUUUCAGUGAAUAUUGUGGAAGGAGGUUCCUUCAUCCCAGAAGGAAAAGGAAGUUAAAAAAUAUCACAAAAAAACACUGAUUUUUAUCAUGUCAUGUCGUAAUUCCCUAUCUCCUGAUCUAAUAAAACAUCCAGAUGUAAAAACUCCUGAUGGUCUGGUCUCUUGGUUGUUCCCUCCCUUCUGUUUAAAUACAGGCACACACAGAACAGGGGCCAUUACUCCAGCUGGCAUCCUUUUGGGCACAUCAGGAACAUCUAACAGUUCAGGACUAUUAUUACCUGGGACUCCUCUGCUUCUGCUAUUACUACUUCUUCCUACUGUAGAACGGAAAACAAGUUCAGGCAUGGACAAGUACAGAUUGCUGCUCAGCGUCCUCUUUGUGACUCUGUCGUGGGGAUGUAUGAGGACAAUAGCUCAGUUAACAACAAAUCCAACCACCACACUACCAGAAAACACCACGGAACUAACAACAAUCGCUGCAGAUGAAACAACCACAAGCACCCCAACCGAAACAACCACAAACAUCACAGUUGAAACGACAGCAAACAUCACAGCUGUAACAACAACAAACAUCACGGCUGAAACAACCACCAACAUCACGACAGUAGCAGCAAAUACUACACUUCCGGCCACAACAAUUCCUCCAGUGUCACCAAACGAGACUGUAAUUCCUCUUCAGGACACUGUUAACAACACUGCCUGUGGAGAUUCACAGCUGUGUGCAGCAGAGCCCUCUAAGUGUGACCCAUCUAGAGACACAUCAUGCUUCUUUCUUGGUGCCAAACUAAUUGAUGGUAACAACUUUGAGUUUGCACUCUCAGGACAGUCAGAUGGCUACGUCGCAGCAUCUGUGUUCAGUAAUGCCAAUGGGAAAGAAGUGACUUAUGUUUGUGCAAAAAGCAACGAUAAAGUGAAGUUUUUUGGCACAAUCAAAGAAAAUGAGACACUGACCUUGGCCCCUCUUCACGUGACCUCUGUGAAGGGCAAGGUCAACGGUACAACAAUCCAAUGCACAUUCCUGGCCACAAUUCCAGACCCUCUUGAUUUAAUAACUAGAGCACGCAGAGCAACCGGCGUCACUAUCUCACUUUCAACCGGAUCAUUCAACACAACUUCUGAAACUUUGGGAACACCAACUGCAGUACUAAGAGCAGACGUUGUGGACCUAGCACAGCCUAAUACCACAGUUGUUAAUACAAUUACCACAACAACUAGCCCCAUUACUACCUUGGCUCCUACAGUAGCAGUGUUAGAAACAGUUGUCUCUAACACCAGCUGCGGCACUGAAAAACUAUGCGCAGCUAAGCCAACAUCUUGCAACCCUGCUGCUGGAGGCACCUGUUCCUUUUUGUCUGUCAAGCAGAAGAGUGGUCAGAUCUAUUCCUUUGAGAUCUCAGGACAGUCAACCGGUUACAUAGGCUCUCUUUUAUCCAUUGACGCUACUUGGGGUAACGGUGACUCUGCCUAUUUGUGUGCCAAUAACAAUGGAAGAGUCACAUUCAUAACUGCCCUUUAUGAUGGGACUCAGCUGAAUCGAAGCCCACUGAAUGUGACGUCAGGAUCUGUGGCAGGCAGAGUUGAUGGAAGCACAAUCCAGUGUACAUUUGAGUCCACACUUCCAGAUACCAAUACUCGAGCAGCAGAUUACGCAGUCGCUGUCAUCAAUGGGACCUAUGACAUUCGUACUGGAGCUUUGGGAAUUCCCUCAAUUUUAUUCAACACCAGUAUAUUAAACCUGACUGAUGUUGCAAAUAGCUCUCCUGGUGUGGUGCCAAAACAGCAAUCCCUACUGCAUGUUCUGGUCCUCAGUGCCGGUGUUCUGAGUCUCACCAUCCUGACAGGACACUGAUUCACAUUAAACUUCAAAGUCAGGCCUGAUCCUAACCCUUGGGCAAGUGCUCCAAAAGGUUCAUUUACUGGAGACACACAAUGAACAAAAUGCAUGUUUUUCUACUCAUAUCUGAAAUGAUUAUGCUUUAAAUUAUGAAGCCAAUGUCGGCUGAUUUUAUAUAACUGAUCUCAUUUAUUCUUUUUAAUUUAAAGAAUUGACACAAAUGUAUUGUCUCGUUUUGAUUCAUUUAUUGUUGAACCCAAGAAAGGCAAAGUAUAAAUCAAUAAACUCUGAUUUCAGUAAAA